Messenger RNA from Frankliniella occidentalis (western flower thrips), 2136 nucleotides. RefSeq names its product anoctamin-4. The transcript is spliced from 13 exons. NCBI's taxonomy places the organism in Eukaryota, Metazoa, Arthropoda, Insecta, Thysanoptera, Thripidae. Gene Ontology annotation, cellular component: plasma membrane. Gene Ontology annotation, molecular function: protein dimerization activity; chloride channel activity. The annotation marks the transcript as partial. Gene Ontology annotation, biological process: chloride transmembrane transport. The record is from RefSeq and is a predicted model, not a curated record.
AGGUUCCUGUCGAUCUCCGUGAAGGCCUGGGAGGGCGAGGAGCUGCCUACGGUGGACAAGCUCACGCCCAUGACCGUCAUCAACGAGCUGUUCGAGCUGGACCACCGGAAGAUCGCGCAAGAGCCGUCCUUCUACAAGUCCACUCACAGCUCCGACAGAGAAGAGCAGUUUGUCGUCAAAGACAGAGAAACAUAUUACACAUCGGCCCAACGAAGCACUAUCGUCUGGGAACUGAUGAUUCGUGCCAAAGCCCCCGACGGCGAAAGACUUGGGAUUCGGUACCUGUUAAGCAAUAGCACGUACCUUUCAGCCUUCCCGCUCCACGAAGGCCGUUACGACGCGGACGGACCCAACGGGUUCACAUUCGACAGACGGCUGCUGUACCUGGAGUGGGGCCGCGCGGCGCGCUGCCUCAAGAAGCAGCCCCUGUGGCUGGUGCGCAAGUACUUCGGCGACAAGAUCGCCAUGUACUUCGCGUGGCUGGGCUUCUACACCAAGGCCCUCAUCCUGCCGUCCGCGGUCGGCCUGUUCUGCUUCUUCUACGGCCUCCUGACCAUGGACUCGGCCGACAACAUCCCCAGUAAAGAGAUCUGCGACCCGCUGGGCCCCGGGAACAUCACGUUGUGCCCGCUGUGCGACAAGGCCUGCCGCUACCAGCAGCUCAAAGAGUCGUGCCUGUUCUCCAAGAUGACGUACCUGUUCGACAACCCGUCCACUGUCUUCUUCGCCAUCUUCAUGUCCUUUUGGGCCACCAUGUUCCUGGAGAUGUGGAAGCGGCGCGCGGCCGUGAUCCGCUGGGAGUGGGACCUGCAGUACGUGGAGCAGGACGAGGAGCCCCGGCCCGAGUUCGAGGCCAACGUCAACACGUACAGGAUGAACCCGGUGACGCGGCAGCGCGAACCCUACCUCACGUCCUGGAACCGCUGCCUCAGGUUCACGGCCACCGGCUCGGCAGUCAUGUUCAUGGUGGUGGUGGUCUGCUGCGCUGUGCUAGGCACCAUCAUCUACCGCAUUUCCCUGGUAACCGUCUUCCACAGCGGAGGGGGUAACUUUCUCAAGAAGCACGCCAAGAUCUUCACGUCCAUCACGGCCGCCUGCAUCAACUUGAUCAUCAUCCUGAUCCUCACCAGAUUCUACCACCAGCUGGCGUUGUGGCUGACCAACCUCGAAAACCCGCGCACCCAAACUGAAUACGAGGACAAUUUCACGUUUAAAAUAUUUGUGUUUGAAUUUAUGAACUUCUACUCUUCUCUCAUUUACAUCGCCUUCUUUAAGGGCCGAUUCUUCAUGCACCCGGGCGACGAGACGACGCGGAGCAACGAGUUCCUCAAGCUGAAGGGCGACGUCUGCGACCCGGCGGGCUGCCUGUGGGAGCUGUGCAUCCAGCUCGCCAUCAUCAUGGUGGGGAAGCAGUGCCUCAACAACUUCGUCGAAGUCUUGUAUCCCAAGUUCUGGAACUUGUACUACAACCUGUACCACAAGAGCCACACCAAGAAGGACCUGAACCGCGGGCUCACGCGCUGGGAGGAGGACUACCAGCUGCAGGACCCCGGCAGGCUGGCGCUGUUCUACGAGUACCUGGAGAUGGUGCUCCAGUACGGCUUCGUGACGCUGUUCGUGGCCGCCUUCCCGCUCGCGCCCGUCUUCGCGCUGCUCAACAACAUCGCCGAGAUCCGCCUGGACGCGUACAAGAUGGUGACGCAGGCGCGCCGGCCGCUGGCCGAGCGCGUCGAGGACAUCGGCGCCUGGUUCGGCAUCCUGCAGACCAUCACGUACAUCUCGGUCGUGUCCAACGCCUUCGUCAUCGCCUACACGAGCGACUUCAUCCCCCGCAUGGUGUACAAGUACAAGUACUCGCCCACGGACGACCUCACGGGCUACAUCGACGCCUCGCUGUCCGUGUUCAACACGUCGCACUACACGGCGGACAUGGGCUCGGACGUGGACGACCCGGACCCCGACGUGUGCCAGUACCGCGGCUACCGCAACGGGCCCGACCACCCCUCGGACCCGUACGGACUGUCGCCCCAGUAUUGGCACGUGUUCGCCGCCAGGCUGGCCUUCGUCGUCGUGUUCGAGGGGCGGGAACUUCAACAUAAGAAGUUUUCAGGGCACCAGUGGCACUUCUUGUACUGA